Messenger RNA from Trichomonas vaginalis G3, 552 nucleotides. RefSeq lists its product as uncharacterized. The transcript has a single exon. The record is from RefSeq and is a predicted model, not a curated record. NCBI's taxonomy places the organism in Eukaryota, Parabasalia, Trichomonadida, Trichomonadidae. Bases 1 to 552 code for a protein of 183 amino acids.
AUGAGAGUUGCCCUUAAAAAAGUAAUAUCAUAUCAAGAUGUAAUACCAAGUACACUUAUCUGUGGAGAACUAGUUAGAAUUAAAGGAAUAAUAUAUGAUUUGAUUCCAAAUCAAGACAUUCACCUUUAUGUUAGUAUUGAUAAUUAUAUAUUUUCAGAUUUUCCAAUUUAUCAAAUGGGCGAAGAUUAUACACUUAAUUUUGAAAUUAAUUUCACAGCACCGUAUUAUAAUGGAUAUAAAUAUAUGUAUUUGUGGGCCGAAUGUGGAAAUAUUUCAACAAAUAAAGAAUCGUAUUGGAAAUGGAUUCAUCCUAGACCAAAAAUUUUUGAAUACGAACCUUUAGAUCCUCAAUAUUCGAUAGGCGAAGCAAUUAAUUUUGAAUUCAAAGGAUGGAGUCCUACAUCUGCCUAUAUUAGAUAUAAGUUCGACGAGAAAAAUGAAUGGAAUGACCUUGGAGAGUAUAAGCAAUACAACAACGAUAACCUUACUCUAAGAUAUCAAAUUCCAACAAAAGACAAAAUUUUCUUGCAAGGUCAGAAAAAAUUACAAUAG